Molecule: messenger RNA, 2495 nt
Organism: Magallana angulata
Lineage: Eukaryota; Metazoa; Mollusca; Bivalvia; Ostreida; Ostreidae
Product: sporozoite surface protein 2-like
Exons: 3
Coding region: 509-2398 (629 amino acids)
Source: RefSeq, a predicted model, not a curated record
UAUUGUUUAAUUCCUUAAAUUAAAAACUAGAAUUUGCCGAUCUAGAUCGUAUUGACAAUUAUAAUGGCAUGGUCGAUACACAAGCCUUUCUUUUAUUUCCACGGUCGUUAUUAUUUACUUGGCCAUUUUCAACUUUUCAACCCAUUCGGAACGAUCAAUUUUUCAAUGUUAUGCAAACAUUCAGCAUUCCUGGGUUUCAUUUUUGAUCAGAAAUAUAUUAACAUACACGGAUAAAAGCGUCAUUCGUAGAAGAUUAUUGAUUGGCCGACAGAGGGAAAUUCUCGGAGGAAAAAAAAAGCAGCGAAAAAAUGUAACGUUUUUAAUUUGACAUGUGUAUUGAUGUUUGAAGAGGGAAAGCUGAUAAAAAUUCCAAGAUGUAGUCAACGACAACAAAGUAGGUAAAAAAAAAUGACUUCCAAAGAAUCAACAAUCUGAACCGAAGAUAAAUAAGUACCAGAAUGUGAUAGAGGUUUUGAUUUCUUAUCAGUUAUUCUGUCAAACAACAAAAAUGGCGAUAAAAGGUUUGCCGAUGAUAGUUUGCUUUGCACUGAUUUUCACGCUUAAAAGUGCCCAUGUUGAAGCUUUCUCAAUUUUUCCGAUAGACAACGGUGAUGUUCGAAUCGGGCGAAAACUCUUGAACACUACUACCCCAGCGCCCGUCGCUGCCGUGGCUGAAGAUAAGAGCUUUUUCGAACAAGUAGAAGAAUUCUACGAGGAUAAAAACAACUUUGCGAUGUACCUCGUGUUGCCCUGCAUCGUUUUGGUUUAUGGCGGAUGUAGUGCCAUUUACUGCUGCUAUAAAUGUCGACAACAGCUAUGUUCAAAGAAAAAAGGGAAGGGAAAGGAUGAAGACAACGAUGAUGACAAAAACAGGGCCAUGGCAAACCAAACCAAUGACAAAAUGUCUCUAAUAGGGGGUUCUCCCGAAAACCCAGGCAAGAAAGCAGCCGCAAAUCAGAUUCGACCCGCAUCUAAAGCAAGUGUAUCAGAUGUUAAUGUUGGUAUGGGCAACGAAACUCCUUUACCCUGGGCGAUUCCAGAAAAAGAAGACAAACAGCCGAGCCCCGCGAUAGUGAAACUGCCGCCUGCAUAUUCAGAUUUCCAAACAAACCAACAAGCAAAUAACAUACAGAAUAUGCAAAAUUUCAAUCCACAGUUACAACAGGCACAAAUGCAAGGUAUGCAACAACCAAUGCCUUAUAACCCCAAUGCAUUCCAGAUGCAGAUGAUGCAGCAUCCAAACGCUAUGUAUCAACCAACCAUAAUACCGAUACCAAUGCCAAUGGAUUAUCAGGAUUCUAAGCGAAACAACCGAAGGGACCGCCGUCUGUCAAGAGAAGACUCAUACGAUGAUAUGGAUGAUUAUCAUCCACCACCACGCAACCAACGAAAACAGUCCAAUAACCGCAGAAAUUCAAACUCUUCGCGUUCUGGGAAACAAUCCAAACACGACGAUUUUGAUGAUUCUGAUGACGACUACAAUCCAAGGCAGGGGCGUAGCGGAAAUAGUCGAAGAGAUUCCCCACGAAACAGCAGGACGCCAGAUAGAGGCAAACAUGGCAGAGAGAGAAGGCGUUCUGACGACCGGAACGGACACCAUCGCGACUACUCCCCAUCUAGAGAAGAUACUAUGAGUGCACGUUCUGAUAAUCGUAGGUCAUCGCCUAAACGGAGGUCGGGUGAUCGAAAAAGUCGCCGUCCUGAGGAUCGUAGAACCAAAGACCGAGGAUACUCACCAACGGAUCCCAGGGACAGACCAUCAAGAGAGGACACAAUGAGCGCCCGGUCUACUAGACGUACACGGUCACCUGAUGAAAGAAAAGGACGGCGCUCUGACGACCGCGAUCCCGAUGAACACCGGUAUUCUCCGACAAACCCAAGAAACAGACCAUCUAGAGAAGACACUAUGAGCGCAAGAUCUGAUAAACGAAGGUCUGAUGGGAAAGAUGAUCCAAAGCCGCCACGCAAAAUAAAUGAGGUCAAACCAACACCACAGAAACCGAAGAUUGAUGAUAAGCCAUCUGACACAAAUCCAGAUAAAAGAGACAACAACCCACCCAAGAAACCACCACCAAGACCAGCACAGCCAGCUAAGAAACCUCAGAACAAGAACCAGCAGGACGAUCGGAUAAUGAGUCCACCGCCUCCUUAUGAGGGGCAUGAGCGGCGAAACUCCCUGGACGCCGUGUUUGAGGCGGCUGGAAACCCAGGUAAUAUGAAAGGUCCCGCAAGACCGAGUUAUAAUCCAAACCCAACAAUUCGAGUAAUAUCUCAAACGAAAGGCGGGGGUCCAGUGUCUGGAAUGGAGAUGGCAAAACAAGCUGCUGAGAUGCUGAGAGUGGAUAAUCCCAACAUCGGAAGGAAAAAGCCUAAACGGCUAGUGUUUGUAGCCGAGUGAACCAUUAAAUGUAGAAUAGGAAUCACAGUUUUCAUCAAAUUGAAUAUUUAGCUACUUUCAUAAUACUAUAUUCACCGCAUCCUCUCUGCUUGGUCAA